AUGGGACAAUUCGGCCAAAAAGUGCUCAACGCCUUUGGCGUGGGCCACCACCACGAUCACCAGGGUCCGCUCCCGCAGCCUCAGCCACAUCUCCCAGGUCAUGGAUUUAUCCACGAUGAUGAACGCCCGCUAUCAUCGCCUCCCAACAAUGGGACAUAUCCUCGUCUUGCUCGACUUUCUGACGGUUCCAUUCUCUCAUCCUUCACUCGAUUUCCCGACGGGAAGCGUGCCUUGUGCGUUGCCCGCAGCACGGACAACGGGCAGACUUUCGAGAACUUCUCCGAAGUGACUCGAGCAGCUGGGGAUGUGGAUAAUAUGUUUCUCCUGGAGGUUGCCCCUGGGGUCGUCCUCGCUGCCUUCCGCAAUCACGACCUCGGUCCAAACGGGCCCACUCAUUUCCGCAUCACCGUCUGUCGAUCCAUGGACGGAGGCCGCACAUGGAAGUUUGCAUCCCAGGCCGCUGAAAAAAGCCCUCCCUUCGGGAUCUGGGAGCCAUUCAUGCGACUCGGCCGGCAGGGCGAGGUCCAAUUGACCUACUCCGAAGAGUUUGCCCACAACAAUCAAUGUCCUAUGCGAGCGAUUUCACAUGAUCAAGGGAGCACCUGGAGCCGCCCACUUUGUUUACACGGAGACCGGGACACUCGGCGUGAUGGUAUGAAUGGAAUCGCGCCCACCAUUGAUAAUGGGCGUGAGGCACUCGUGAUGGUCUUCGAAACAACAACCUACGGGCCAUUCAAUGUCGAGGCGUUGAUUUCGUAUGAUGACGGGGCCACCUGGCAGUGUCGCCAUGAGGUUUACCGACCCCGUCGUGGACACAAUGCAGGAUCUCCUCAAGUGACUUCCUUCGCAGAUGGUUCGAUGGUGUGUGUCUUCAUGACUGACGAUGAGGCCUCCCAGGUGCAGUGGGUGAAGCAUGCGGCAAUCAAAGCUGUCUUUGCCGGGCCACCCCAAAAUGGCAGGAUUCAGUGGAGUGCACCUACAACCAUCUCCCCAGCUUCAAGCUUUUGGCCGGGCGUGAUGGCCAUUGGUCAUCAUACAGCGCUUGUAACUUACGACCGCGGCGGGCCACUCACUAAAACGAUUACCUGGCAAGCUCAGUAA
Penicillium macrosclerotiorum is the source of this 1101-nucleotide messenger RNA. RefSeq names its product sialidase family protein. Lineage: Eukaryota; Fungi; Ascomycota; Eurotiomycetes; Eurotiales; Aspergillaceae. The record is from RefSeq and is a predicted model, not a curated record. The transcript has a single exon. The coding region runs from base 1 to 1101 and encodes 366 amino acids.